Molecule: messenger RNA, 594 nt
Organism: Fukomys damarensis (Damara mole-rat)
Lineage: Eukaryota; Metazoa; Chordata; Mammalia; Rodentia; Bathyergidae
Gene: Tmed2
Product: transmembrane p24 trafficking protein 2
Exons: 5
Coding region: 1-594 (197 amino acids)
Biological process (GO): intracellular protein transport; endoplasmic reticulum to Golgi vesicle-mediated transport; Golgi organization
Cellular component (GO): Golgi apparatus; endoplasmic reticulum-Golgi intermediate compartment; COPII-coated ER to Golgi transport vesicle
Source: RefSeq, a predicted model, not a curated record
AUGACUAACAAGGCGCCGCGUGUCAUUCCCCGCCCCAAGGGCGCCGAGACUCGGUCGCGAUUGGUGGUGCGGUCCCGAUCCGGUCGGCAGCUGCUCUCCUUGUUACCGAAUCGCGUCGGGACUGGGCGUGAAGACUUCUCAAAAAGUAGAUGGAAAGCUAGGCAGAAGAUUACAGGACCUGAUAAUAAAGGGAUUUACAAAGGAGACCGUGAGUCCAGUGGGAAGUACACAUUUGCUGCUCACAUGGACGGAACAUACAAGUUUUGUUUCAGUAACAGGAUGUCUACCAUGACUCCAAAGAUAGUGAUGUUCACCAUUGACAUCGGGGAGGCUCCUAAAGGCCAAGACAUGGAAACAGAAGCUCACCAGAACAAGCUGGAAGAGAUGAUCAAUGAGCUGGCAGUAGCGAUGACAGCUGUGAAGCAUGAGCAGGAGUACAUGGAGGUCCGGGAGAGGAUACACAGAGCCAUCAAUGACAACACAAACAGCAGAGUGGUCCUUUGGUCCUUCUUUGAAGCUCUUGUUCUAGUUGCCAUGACAUUGGGACAGAUCUACUACCUGAAGAGAUUUUUUGAAGUCCGGAGGGUUGUUUAA